Molecule: messenger RNA, 1692 nt
Organism: Trachemys scripta elegans
Lineage: Eukaryota; Metazoa; Chordata; Testudines; Emydidae
Gene: UBR7
Product: ubiquitin protein ligase E3 component n-recognin 7
Exons: 11
Coding region: 1-1254 (417 amino acids)
Cellular component (GO): cytoplasm
Molecular function (GO): ubiquitin protein ligase activity; zinc ion binding
Source: RefSeq, a predicted model, not a curated record
AUGGAGGCUGCGGCCGGGGGCGCUGAGCCCGCUGGCGGCUGCGCGGGGGCCCCAGAGGAGCCCGUGGUCUCCCUGGCUGACGUGCUGGCGGAGAACGAGGAGCUCGAGAAGGAGGCGCGGGCGGUGCUGGGUGGGAGCGAUCACGAGCGCUGCAGCUACUCCCAGGGUGCUGUAAAAAGACAAGCCUUGUAUGCCUGCAGUACUUGCACCCCACCAGGAGAAGAACCAGCAGGAAUCUGUUUAGCCUGCAGUUAUGAAUGUCAUGGCACGCACAAGUUAUUUGAACUAUAUACAAAAAGAAACUUCCGCUGUGACUGUGGAAACAGCAAAUUCAAAAAUUUGCAGUGCAAGCUAUUUCCAGAAAAGGGAAAAGUGAAUUCAGGCAAUAAGUAUAAUCACAACUUCUAUGGAUUAUACUGUGUUUGUAAAAGACCAUAUCCUGAUCCUGAAGAUGAGAUCCCAGAUGAAAUGAUCCAAUGCAUAGUUUGUGAAGACUGGUUCCAUGGAAGGCACCUUGGGGCAGUUCCCCCUGAGAGCGGGGACUUCCAUGAGAUGGUAUGCCAGGCCUGCAUGAAUUGCUGUGCUUUCCUUUGGGCGUAUACUUCACAGUUAGCAGUUCCUACCGUGACCAAAGUGACCUCACUUGAUGACGAAAGGAUUGUGCUGAAUGUCAAGGAAACUGAAGAACAGAACAGAGAAAUCAAAAAGGAAAGUGGAGGAGAUCACCAAGGGAAGAUUAAGGAGGAAGAACAAGUAGAGCAGUAUAAUGAGCCAUCUACUAGUUCUGGAUCUAAAUGUCCAGAGACAGUUACAAAAAGUGAUGAACCGGUGUGUAAGCUGCGAGAACUUCAGACCAAGCAGUGUCUGAAGAAGGAUACCGCCACCUUUUGGCCAUCUAACUGGCGGAGUAAAUUGUGCACAUGCAAAGACUGUUUAAAAAUGUAUUCAGAACUGGAUGUCCAAUUCCUGAUUGAUGAAUGUGACACUGUCUUGGCCUAUGAGAAUAAAGGUACAAGUGACCAGGAAACAGACAGAAGAGAUCCUUUAAUGGACACGCUUAAUAGCAUGAACAGAGUCCAGCAAGUAGAACUCAUUUGUGAAUACAACGACCUAAAGACAGAACUGACUGACUAUCUCAGGCGAUUUGCAGAUGAAGGAACAGUUGUUAAAAGAGAGGACAUUCAGCAAUUCUUUGAAGAAUUUCAGUCACGCAAGAGAAGACGGACAAAUAGGAUGCAGUACUACUGCAGUUAGACUGAAAAGGCUUUGACUUUCAUAAGGACAAAUGGAAAAUCCAAUCCAUCCUUCAGUAAAUAGAAGCAGCACCUUUGCUAAUAUUUGACCUCUUUCCCUAAAUCCUGCUUUCCAAGAGGCCUCCUCCACCUCUGCUCAUUCACUCUGUUCCAUAAAAUACUUCUCUUACUUUUGUAGCUUAUACAUAUGUCUAAUUUCGUUACAGGUGCAUUGCAUAGCAGCUUAUCAUGCAGAUUUCAGACAGUGUCGGUAUACUUAAGUUGUCAAAAGUUGGUUUUGUUUCAGAGGGAGUGAAUUGGUCCUUGUUAAAAUAACUUGUGCCACUUGUGUCCUUUUUAACCUUUGACCUGUUUCAUUUUAGUACAUGUAGCUAUAUACCAUACUAAAGAUGGGGGCAGACAACAUUCUGUUUUGGGAAUAAAUCUACAUUGUAUAGUG